GCAGAAUUGGUAUUUUCACGAACCAGUCGGCGGCGGCACUUGCAGCGCUAAGGACGUGCGCAACAUAGCGAGCGGAAACUCGGGAGCUGUUUUAAGAAAAUAAGAGUGUUGCCAACUAACGGUGUUUUCGUAGUGUGUGCGUGUGGGCUUGUUGCUAGUGUAUGGGUGUUGUGCUGGCUUAAAGCCUGCGAAAAGCGCAAUGCAAAAUAGUGGCCAAAAAAAAGAGGCUACAAAGUGUGCAAAAAGUUUGUAAUGUAAACACAAGUGGGAGGCAAAAUUUGUGCAGUAUUGUGAUUUAAGAAAUUCAAUUUAAAUGCUAUUUAUAGCAUCAAAUUGUGCGACAACUUUAGUGACAUGUGAUUAAAAGCAUAUUUUUUGUUCUGAUGGAGUAUAAAUAGAAAUGGUUUCUGAAAAAAGGAGCUUCAUAUCAAAGCGAAAUGCGGAUUAAGCUUUUAUUAGUUCGUAAUCUUGUGGAUAAGUGUGAAUAAUAGUUGAAUACAAUUAAACGAAGUAGUAAAGUGAAACAAUAUAAUUAAAUGCAACCCUUUUAUGGAAUCAAAUAUCAAGCUGAAUUAUUAAACUAUUGUAAUCCAAAUUAUACAUUUAACCAUAUUUACUUAAAAUCCGUGUGCGUUUACACUUUAGAUAAUUUACUUCGACACAUAAACUUAUUUUUAACUGCAAGGUUGACAGUUUUGUGACCAAAUGGCCACAUGCAUCGUUGAACGCAACUCGUCCUUGACCACCGGCCAAAAAUAAAAGUGUGUUGCAUGUGGCUGGCAGUUCAAAGAACAUAUAAAGGAGAACUCCUUGGAAAAACCGCCACAAAAGAGGAUCAACUGAAAGCACAGCAUUUACGGAGAAAUUAAGAGUCAGCUUCCGGGGGAAAUCCGUGGAGCUCAAAAUGGUUUCUAUGGUGCCGCGUUAUUAAAUGUGGCAUAAGUGCAGCGGGAUCAUUACGGAAACCACCCUCUAUCCUGAUUACGGACAGCAAAAUGUCGGAGAUUGUCGACACCGAGCUGCUGGUCAACUGCACCAUCCUCGCCGUCCGGCGAUUCGAGCUGAAUAGCAUUGUGAACACCACGCUCCUGGGCAGUCUCAACAGAACCGAGGUGGUCAGCCUCUUGUCGAGCAUUAUCGACAAUCGGGAUAAUCUCGAGAGCAUCAACGAGGCCAAAGACUUUCUGACCGAGUGUCUGUUUCCAUCGCCGACAAGACCGUACGAGUUGCCAUGGGAGCAGAAAACGAUUUGGGCCAUCAUUUUCGGUCUGAUGAUGUUUGUGGCCAUUGCCGGCAAUGGUAUUGUUCUCUGGAUCGUUACAGGACAUCGCAGCAUGAGGACGGUCACAAAUUACUUCCUGCUGAACCUGAGCAUCGCCGACCUGCUGAUGUCGUCGCUGAACUGCGUCUUCAACUUUAUAUUCAUGCUGAACUCAGAUUGGCCAUUCGGUUCGAUUUAUUGCACCAUCAACAAUUUCGUGGCCAACGUCACGGUCUCCACGUCGGUCUUCACGCUCGUGGCCAUAAGUUUCGAUAGAUACAUCGCCAUUGUGCAUCCGCUGAAGCGCCGCACGUCGCGUCGGAAGGUGCGCAUCAUCCUGGUCCUGAUCUGGGCACUCAGCUGUGUGCUGUCGGCGCCAUGUCUGCUCUACUCCAGCAUCAUGACCAAGCACUAUUACAAUGGAAAAUCGAGGACAGUCUGCUUCAUGAUGUGGCCAGAUGGACGAUAUCCCACUUCUAUGGCGGAUUAUGCAUACAACCUGAUCAUCCUGGUCCUGACCUACGGCAUUCCCAUGAUUGUAAUGCUCAUCUGCUACUCCCUCAUGGGUCGCGUUCUGUGGGGCAGUAGAUCGAUCGGCGAGAACACGGAUCGCCAGAUGGAGUCGAUGAAGUCGAAGCGGAAGGUGGUGCGCAUGUUCAUCGCCAUCGUGUCCAUCUUCGCCAUUUGCUGGCUGCCGUAUCACCUGUUCUUCAUCUACGCCUACCACAACAACCAGGUGGCAUCCACGAAGUACGUGCAGCACAUGUAUCUCGGUUUCUACUGGCUGGCCAUGUCCAAUGCCAUGGUCAAUCCGCUCAUUUACUACUGGAUGAAUAAGAGGUUCCGGAUGUACUUCCAGCGGAUCAUCUGCUGCUGUUGCGUGGGCCUCACCCGCCAUCGAUUCGACUCGCCGAAGAGCCGGCUGACGAACAAGAACAGCUCGCACCGGCACACAAGAGCGGAGACCAAGAGUCAGUGGAAGCGCAGCACGAUGGAGACGCAGAUCCAGCAGGCGCCGGUCACCAGCUCUUGCCGGGAGCAGCGGAGUGCACAGCAGCAGCAGCCGCCCGGAAGUGGAACCAAUCGGGCAGCCGUCGAGUGCAUUAUGGAACGGCCGGCGGAUGGGUCCAGUUCGCCGCUGUGCCUUUCGAUCAACAACAGUAUCGGUGAGCGGCAGCGCGUGAAAAUCAAAUACAUCUCCUGUGACGAGGACAAUAAUCCCGUGGAGCUCAGUCCCAAGCAGCUGUGAUGUUAUCCCGAUUUGUCCUGCCACUGGAACGGAUUGUGAAUCCUCCUGGCCUUCGCCUCGUUUCGCUGCGGGGGAAAUGCAAUUUGCCACUGCUUGCUCUACUCUGUACAUAUACUCACAUUCACAAAGAGAUGAAACAUGUUUGCAUAGCAGGGUGGGUCGAUUUUAAGUGGGAACUUUAAGUACUGAAUAUUAACUAUUAAGUCGUUAGCCUCUGUGCUUAGUUAUGUAAAGUAGUUUCGUUCCCAAUGAAUUAUUAUUCCCCCUUCUGUCCGCUAUAUAAAUUUCUUAUUUCACUUAAAGUUCUAUUGCACUUCUGCAAAUCGAGCCACCCUAUUGCAAAGUCAAAGUCGAAUUUCCGGUUGUCAAAAGAAAAUGCUUCAGCGAGAAGGAAAAACUUACCAAUAAAUUGAAUUUGUAUGUAUUUGUAUAGAAGAAUCUAUCGACACUUUAACCAUCGAAGAGCUGUAAGUUUUAACUGUUGUAAACAUCUAGGCUAAGCCAAGUUUGUAAAUACAUUCUGUGUAUAACUGAUAAAUGCAUCUGCGUAUAUGUUGUGCUAUUUGAGUAAAAGAAUUACGCGAGUCAUGGAAUUUCUCA
This is a messenger RNA of Drosophila simulans, 3110 nucleotides long. It is a transcript of the gene TkR86C, whose product is annotated as tachykinin-like peptides receptor 86C. The transcript is spliced from 8 exons. The record is from RefSeq and is a predicted model, not a curated record. Gene Ontology annotation, biological process: G protein-coupled receptor signaling pathway. Gene Ontology annotation, cellular component: plasma membrane. Bases 996 to 2510 code for a protein of 504 amino acids. Gene Ontology annotation, molecular function: tachykinin receptor activity. Lineage: Eukaryota; Metazoa; Arthropoda; Insecta; Diptera; Drosophilidae.